ACCAUAGGGCUGUGGGCGGGACGUCGAGAAGCCGGUUGGCCACUGCGUGCGGGCUGAGGCCAGAAGCCGGUGGAGUGUGAGAGGGUCCGUGGUUUUCGGAAUAUUCUUCAAGCAGUCACUAUGUCAAGCAACACGGAUGUUUCUCUUUCUUCAUACGAUGAAGAUCAAGGAUCUAAACUUAUCCGAAAAGCUAAAGAGGCGCCAUUUGUCCCUAUUGGAAUGGCAGGCUUCGCAGCAAUUGUUGCAUAUGGAUUGUACAGACUGAAGAGCAGGGGAAGCACUAAGAUGUCCGUUCACCUGAUCCACAUGCGUGUAGCGGCCCAAGGCUUUGUUGUGGGAGCAAUGACCCUUGGUAUGGGCUAUUCCAUGUACAAGGAGUUCUGGGCAAAACCUAAGCCUUAGAAGAAGAGAUGCUGUCUUGGUCUUUUUGGAAGCCCUUGCUUUAGUUAGACGUCUCAUGUUGAGGUUAUAUAUUUGUGUCAAAAAUAAACCAUUGCAGUUUGUUCAGACUAUAUUACAGUAUUUUGAAUAAUGGGUUUUUUUCCUCGCAGAUUCAUUGACCAAGUGAGUAGUCACUAGUUCACUAACUGGGUCAUUCAGGGAAUCAACAUGAAAGAAACAUGUCACCCAAGCUGAGGAUUUAGCUCAGUGGUGCUGCUGUCUGCCUCACAAGUGCAAAGUCCUGAGUUCGAUCCCCAGUACUCCCCCCCAAAAAAGAAAAAGAAACAUGUCACCUAAAUGCAUUUGAUAGUACUCAAAUGUCCACCUUUCUUAAACCCUCAUGACAAAAUUAGUUCCACAGAAGACAGCAGGCCAACCCUGAUAUACUCCCUGUGUGCCGCCAAAUAUCACACGCCUUGCAUGUCAUGUAGGAACGCUGUUGCCCUCAGUUCAGCUUUUGUCUGUCCCCUGUGGACUGGUGUGAGGACUUCAGUUCUUAGGACUGGCUGGCUCUUGAAGAACUCUCAAAACGUACAUGAGAUAUAAUUUGCAAACCCUCCCACAACUGAAUGUGUGUGUGUGUGUGUGUGUGUGUGUGUGUGUUCAAACCUAGAAAACGUACAUCAGAACUGCAUAGAAGUAUUUAUUUCAGAAUCACACUUGUAAACAUGAGACUAGCUUAAUUAUGGAUUCUGAUUUAGCUCUUUUAUAAUUAUAGAAUUAUAUUUUUGCUGCAGUUGUAUUAGAGUAAUUUUAAAUGUCAUCUUGAAAUGGAAGUAUUUAAGUGCUAAUACACAGGUAAAUGGACAUUUUAAAAAUAUGUGCAGUAUGUUUCUUUUGUCUGUAAUAAUUGUAAAUCUUAAACACUUUACCCAAAAUGGAAAUGACUAAUGGUUUAUAAGCAAGCUGGUUUGGUUAGACAUUACACACAAACUUUGAUAUACUACAGAAUGCGUGUAAAUACUUGUAAAUUUCUCUUGUCUAACCUGAACUUACAUUCCAUAGUGAUAACAUGGUAUAUGUGUCGAGUUAUUAAAGUAGGUGAACACAUAUAAUGUCUUGU
Messenger RNA from Fukomys damarensis (Damara mole-rat), 1504 nucleotides. RefSeq names its product HIG1 hypoxia inducible domain family member 1A (gene Higd1a). Gene Ontology annotation, biological process: negative regulation of apoptotic process; mitochondrial respirasome assembly. Lineage: Eukaryota; Metazoa; Chordata; Mammalia; Rodentia; Bathyergidae. Bases 121 to 402 code for a protein of 93 amino acids. The record is from RefSeq and is a predicted model, not a curated record. Gene Ontology annotation, cellular component: mitochondrion. The transcript has 4 exons.